Molecule: messenger RNA, 990 nt
Organism: Lycium barbarum (goji berry)
Lineage: Eukaryota; Viridiplantae; Streptophyta; Magnoliopsida; Solanales; Solanaceae
Product: protein pleiotropic regulatory locus 1-like
Exons: 2
Coding region: 1-990 (329 amino acids)
Biological process (GO): mRNA splicing, via spliceosome
Cellular component (GO): catalytic step 2 spliceosome; Prp19 complex; precatalytic spliceosome
Molecular function (GO): protein binding
Source: RefSeq, a predicted model, not a curated record
AUGGGUUUUAUACUAAUCUAUUCUAUAGCUGCUGCCAAUAUCAUGGAGAGACGAGGUAUAACAAUUAAAAAUCCACGCCCAAUGUGGAAAAUUUACAGGGUUAUUAGCAGCCAUUUGGGAUGGGUGCGAUCAGUUGCAGUUGAUCCUAGUAAUACUUGGUUCUGCACAGGAUCAACAGACCGGAGCAUUAAGAUAUGGGAUUUAGCAAGUGGUAGGCUAAAGCUCACGUUAACAGGUCACGUUGAGCAAGUAAGAGGCCUUGCUGUUAGCAACAAACACACGUACAUGUUCUCGGCUGGCGAUGAUAAGCAAGUUAAAUGUUGGGACCUCCAACAAAAUAAGGUGAUUCGCUCCUAUCAUGGCCAUCUAAGUGGCGUUUAUUGCUUGGCUCUUCAUCCCACAAUUGACAUCUUGUUCACAGGGGGUGGUGAUUCUGUCUGUCGAGUUUGGGAUAUCCGGAGCAAAACACAAAUUUAUGCUUUGUCUGGACAUGAUAAUGCGGUUUGUUCUGUUUUAACUCGGCCAAUGGACCCUCAGGUUGUAACUGGAUCUUGUGACUCUACCAUAAAGUUCUGGGACCUUAGAUAUGGUAAGCCAAUGACAACGCUUACACAUCAUAAGAAAUCUGUUCGAGCCAUGGUUCAACAUCCUAAGGAAGAUUAUUCUUUUGCUUCUGCAUCAAGUGACAACGUAAAGAAAUUCAAACUUCCAAAAGGAGAAUUUUUGCACAAUAUGAUUUCACAACACAAGACCAUAAUCAAUGCGAUGGCGGUCAAUGAUGAAGGUCUACUGGUCACAGGAGGUGACAAUGGGAGCUUGUGGUUUUCUGAUUGGGCAAGUGGUCGCAACAUACAACAAGCUCAAACCAUUGUUCAACCUGGAUCUUGGGAUAGUGAGGCUGGUAUCUAUGCUCUCACCUAUGAUGUAACUGGCACCAGGCUUAUUAGUUGUGAGGCUGACAAGACUAUCAAGAUGUGGAAACAAAGUUAG